This is a messenger RNA of Melanaphis sacchari, 795 nucleotides long. RefSeq lists its product as uncharacterized. The transcript has 3 exons. Gene Ontology annotation, molecular function: DNA binding. The record is from RefSeq and is a predicted model, not a curated record. Bases 1 to 795 code for a protein of 264 amino acids. Lineage: Eukaryota; Metazoa; Arthropoda; Insecta; Hemiptera; Aphididae.
AUGCUAAAUACCUGUGAAACUGUGAAAGCCACAUGGGCGAAAUUGAGAAGUUGCCACAGAGAUGCUCUCCGGAGACAGAAAAGAUGUUUUAAAAGUGGAGCUGCAGCUGAAAUAAUAAAACAAUGGAAAUUCCAAAAACAAAUGGAAUAUUUGUUGCCGUACAUGGCAAAUAGAAAACGAAGUUCUAAUGUACUAAAUAGCGAAGACGAAGAUGAUUUUAUACAAGAUGAAAUAAUAGGUAAAGAACAAAUAUCAGAAAAUAAUUAUGAUAUAGAAGCACCAACAUUAGAAAAUGAUAAUGAAAUACUCGUACACAAAAAUAAUGAACAUGAUAUAAACGUAGACGCAACAGAAGAUUCUGUUGAAGGUAUGACAAAUACUACAUCAUCAUUGGCGUUCAGAAAUCGGCAAUCAAUAGCAAGUCGAGAACAAAGAGCAAAAGAGAGAGCGCUGGAACGUAAGAGGUUAGAGGAUUCGAAAAUCCCAAAUGAUCCAUUGUACCAUUUUUUCAUGUCAAUGUACCACACUACACAAAAAUUGUCACCAGCAUCUCAAUAUUUCAUAAAAAAAGAAUUAUAUAAAGUGGUUUCAAAAGCCGAGGUUAAUCUCUUGAAUAUUCCAACAACAUUUCAACAAACAAACCAUGAGCAACCUCGGUCUACUGCUGCGUGGAGUUAUGAACAGAACUCUUUAAGUUCUCACGAAACUUCUUCGUCUGACACUUAUUACGUGAAUACACAAACUUGUGAAAAUAGUAACGACAUGGUAAAUUAUAUUAACAAUUUUUCUGAAUGA